Actinia tenebrosa (Australian red waratah sea anemone) is the source of this 1467-nucleotide messenger RNA. RefSeq names its product GDP-mannose 4,6 dehydratase. Gene Ontology annotation, biological process: 'de novo' GDP-L-fucose biosynthetic process. NCBI's taxonomy places the organism in Eukaryota, Metazoa, Cnidaria, Anthozoa, Actiniaria, Actiniidae. The record is from RefSeq and is a predicted model, not a curated record. Gene Ontology annotation, molecular function: GDP-mannose 4,6-dehydratase activity.
UUCUGCUGCCAACUCGACAACACCUCAUUCAAACUUCUACCGUCUUUUCUUUAGUUUUUAGAACCUGAUUAUACCCUUGAUUAUUUGAUUUGUACCUUGUACCUUAUAUUAGAUCAAUGGCUAGCUCACAGAAGAAAGAAAAGAAAGUUGCUUUAAUCACUGGAAUAACUGGCCAGGAUGGUUCAUAUCUUGCUGAAUUUUUAUUAAACAAAGGUUAUGAGGUGCAUGGGAUUAUAAGACGUUCUAGUUCCUUCAACACAGGAAGAAUAGAACAUUUGUAUGCAGAUAAACAUUCUCACAUGGGAGGAGCUAUGAAAACCCAUUAUGGAGAUCUUACAGACAGCACAAAUCUAGUGAAGAUUGUUUCACAGGUUCAGCCUGAUGAAAUAUAUAACCUUGGAGCACAAAGUCAUGUUAAGGUAUCCUUUGAAUUAGCUGAAUACACUGCUGAUGUUGAUGCCGUUGGUACUCUACGUCUUCUGGAUGCCAUCAAAACUUGUGGAUUGGAAAAGUCUGUCAAAUUUUACCAGGCAUCUACAAGUGAACUGUAUGGAAAGGUUAAAGAAAUCCCUCAAACAGAAACAACUCCAUUUCAUCCAAGAUCUCCAUAUGGUGCUGCCAAACUCUAUGCCUACUGGAUUGUGGUCAACUAUCGUGAAGCUUAUGACAUGUUUUGCUGUAAUGGAAUUCUGUUCAAUCAUGAAAGUCCAAGGAGGGGUGAAACAUUUGUCACACGUAAAAUUACUCGUGCUGUGGCCAAGAUACAUCUAGGACUUCAAAAAGAUUUGAGAUUAGGAAAUUUAGAUGCCAAGAGAGAUUGGGGACAUGCUCGAGACUAUGUAGAGGCAAUGUGGAUGAUGUUGCAACAGGAUAAACCUGAUGAUUUUGUGAUUGCAACAGGAGAAAUGCACAGUGUACGGGAAUUUGUAGAGAAGUCCUUUCACCACGUUGGUGUAGAAAUAGAGUGGGAGGGCGAAGGCGAUACUGAGAUCGGCAAGGACAAAAAGACUGGGAAAGUUCUGGUUCGUGUUGAUCCUAAAUACUACAGACCUGCUGAAGUAGAACUUCUGCUUGGUUCUGCAGUCAAAGCGGAGAAAAUUCUUGGAUGGAAAAGGAAGACUAAGUUUGAGGAUCUUGUGAAAGAAAUGGUUGAAGCUGAUGUAGCCUUGAUGAAAGCUAAUCCCAAUGCAUAGUAGCAUCUUGUAUUAGGGAUUUAUUUAACAUCAGCAUUUCUGCUGAACAACUGAAUUUUGAAGGGUGUCUUUUUAUUUAAUAUAAAGAUAUUCUUGAGAACACAUUUAAGGGUUUAUUUAUGGGACAUAGCAUGUUUCUUUCACAGAAAUGAAUUAUUUUAUGUUUAUUUAAAUUUAGUAAUUCAUAUCUACACUUCCUGUUCAUAUCUCUAGAAUGUGAGAAGCAGAAGAUGGCAUUGUGUUGAUAAAAUAAAAUGGCAAAUUGAGUUAUCAA